Talaromyces atroroseus is the source of this 393-nucleotide messenger RNA. RefSeq lists its product as hypothetical. Bases 1 to 393 code for a protein of 130 amino acids. Lineage: Eukaryota; Fungi; Ascomycota; Eurotiomycetes; Eurotiales; Trichocomaceae. The transcript has 2 exons. The record is from RefSeq and is a predicted model, not a curated record.
AUGGUGAAGUGGGAUGAUAAACUCGACGUCAAAUUCCUCUGCACCGUCAUGAAGUGCAUCGACGCGCAAAUUACGCGUGAGACUUGGGGCACCAUUGCUCAAAAGAUGGGCCCUGACUUUACUCUCGAGGCCUGCAGACUCCACUACGCCAAAGUGCAAAAAGAAUCUGGAAGCGAGAACACAGCCACUACAGCUCCUUCAGCACUCGAUACUCCUGUUAGUACCCCUGUCAAGCGCCAGCGUAAGCGCAAGCAGCCUCAGGGCGAAGGUGCUAUUCCCGAGACGUCGCCUAAAAAGUCUAAGAAGACAACUAAACAAGAGGAGCAUGGUUUGACGACUGCAGCGGUGAAAAAAGAACCCUCUGCCACCGAGGACUCUGAUGGCACUGACUGA